Messenger RNA from Schizosaccharomyces octosporus yFS286, 885 nucleotides. Its product is annotated as transcriptional regulator. The record is from RefSeq and is a predicted model, not a curated record. NCBI's taxonomy places the organism in Eukaryota, Fungi, Ascomycota, Schizosaccharomycetes, Schizosaccharomycetales, Schizosaccharomycetaceae. The transcript has a single exon. Gene Ontology annotation, cellular component: nucleus. Gene Ontology annotation, biological process: regulation of DNA-templated transcription. The coding region runs from base 92 to 523 and encodes 143 amino acids.
CCACCAAAGGAUAGCAUACUAUGUCUAUUCAUGAUCAGCAGGUGAAAUAAUAUAUAUAUAUUGUAUACUUAUUUUCCCUCAGCAAGGAAUCAUGUCGUUAGUAAAUUACGAAUCAGACGAAGAGAAAGAAGCUCAGGAUAUAGAGAAUGAGGAAUCAUUAUGGGCACCAUCAGAAAUGAAUAAUUGGCGUUUCCCUUCGUCACCAAAAGGAGAUAGUGAUAGCUUCUUGGAGAAAAAAAUAAAACAAUUCUUAGAAUUGAAAAGGAAAAAUGUGCACUUCCAUGCUCGCCUUGUGGAAAAUGAGAAUUUCUUAAAUCCUCAGUUGUUAGAUACUCUGCAAGAGUAUGCGGGUAUAUCUAAUCCUAUGGCAUCCAUGAUGCCUUCCGCUACUUGGAUACCUCAAUGUCUUCCCAACUCAGCCUAUGCGAAAUCGCUACGAGAGGCACAAGAGGAUUUAAUCAGAAAGCGAGAGGAAAACCAGAAAAAUCGAACCGAAAUCGCCUUUCAAAAGUCUUCAGCAUAAAAUUAACACAGUGUAAUUGGUUAUAGGUAUUAUUUCUUCAUUUUUCUCACUUUAAUUCAAUUUCUUUAUCGCAAGACUACAUGACUCAAUGUAUGAUGCCUUCUUAGUAUCAAUGUCUUUAUUCCGUUUCUAUAUUCUAUAAACCCAAAAAAAAGGCUGGACGAUUGAUGCUUGUAUAUCUAUCAAAAUCCAAGUGGAACCAAGGUCAUCAUGAAUAUGAUUAAUAAAUAUUAUUGAUCAAAAAACUAGAAGAGGAUUUUUAUUUUACAAACAGAAAAAAAAUUCAUAUUUCCUUUCAGAUGACAUUCUUCCUAAUGUACCUGUAAUGCAGUGUUUUUCAUUAUUAUAAUCUUCAAAAUGUC